AUGAGUGUGGAGAUCAAGGGCAGCACUGGCUACGGUCUGAUGUCGCUGACGUGGCGGCCGCAGCCUGUGCCGUAUGAGCAGGCAUUUGCCACGAUCAAUAACGCCCUUUCGGAUGGAAUUGAGUUCUUCAACGCGGGCGAGUUCUACGGCAAUCUGCCUAACGACAAGCACGCCAAUCUGGAGCUUUUGCGGGCCUAUUUUGCCAAGUACCCUGAAUCGCGUUCCAAGAUGGUUAUCUCCGUUAAGGGGUGCGUUGACCUUCCGAAUCCACCCGACAACUCGCCUGAGAACAUUGCCAAAUCCAUCCGGAAUAUUGCUUCCUAUUUUCCGGACGGUAUGUUUGAUAUUUUUGAGCCGGCAAGACAGGACGGCAAGCAUCCUGUCGAAGAGGUGGUAAGAAGCAUUGUUCCCUUCAUUGAAGAGGGCGUCGUCCGCGGAAUUUCACUAAGCGAAGUGUCUGCCACCACGGUUCGUCGCGCUGCCAAAGUGCACCCGAUUUCGUGCGUGGAGGUAGAAUUUUCACUCUGGUCACGCGACAUUCUGAGCAACGGUGUGAUGGAGGCGUGCAGGGAGUUGGGAAUACCUGUGAUAGCGUACUCGCCGCUCGGCAGGGGCUAUUUGACCGGCCAAAUAAAAUCGGUGGACGACAUUCCCGAAGGCGAUUUCCGGCGGACGUUGGACCGGUUCUCGUCGCAGGAGAUUCUGGAGAACAAUAUGAGCGUGGUGAAACUGGUGGAGGAGCUUGCAGGGCAGAAAAAGUGCACUGUUGCGCAGAUCGCGCUGGCGUGGAUCCGCAAGUACAACGAGUUCCCUGAAAAAUACGCCAGAGUGAUCCCGAUCCCGUCGUCGUCGACGCCGGCGAGAAACCACGAGAACAACACGGAGAUCCUGCUCACAGACGCCGAAUUCGCCGCCCUGAACGAGCAACUCGACAAGAUCGAAAUCAGGGGCGGUAGAUACAAUGCGCAUGCGGUGGACUAUCUCGAAAAAUAA
Ogataea parapolymorpha DL-1 is the source of this 993-nucleotide messenger RNA. Its product is annotated as putative pyridoxal reductase. Gene Ontology annotation, cellular component: cytoplasm. The record is from RefSeq and is a predicted model, not a curated record. The coding region runs from base 1 to 993 and encodes 330 amino acids. The transcript has a single exon. Lineage: Eukaryota; Fungi; Ascomycota; Pichiomycetes; Pichiales; Pichiaceae.